AUGGCGGCCUUGCUGCGGCGGAAUGCCAUCCUGCGGCUGCAGGGGUCGCUGGCGCGGCUCGGCUCCACAGCCAGCUCGACUCAGCAGGCGCUGGUGAUUCCAGCGGAGGUGGCCCUGCUGGUCAGCCAGAGGGGUCCUGGCUUGGCGGUGAUGCCGCCCGACGUGGUUGCCGCCGUCGACCAAGCAGCAGCGGACGCCAACCGCAAGGCCGUGAAGCGGCGGGGUCAGGAGCUCAGCUACCGCCUGCGACACAUGUCGCGCAGCAAGCACCGUGGCGGCGUGCACCCCAACCUGUCGCAGCAGGCGGCGGCGGGCGAGGAGGACGAGGCGGCGACGGCGGCGCGGCGGCGCAGCCGCGGCAAGCGGCGCCAGAGCCGUCACCAGGUGCUGGAGCAGCUGACGCGGUCUGCGGCGCUGCCUGUGGAUGUGGAGGCCCGCAAGGCACCCGGGCUGGCGCAGCUGCUGGCGCCGCUGCAGGAUGUGGUGAAUGCGGAGGAGGCGGCGCAGGCGGCGGCGGAGCGGCAGGCGCUCGCUGCGCGCAGCAGCAUCGCCGACGGCGGCUCCCUCUACGACGCCCCUGCAGCCCUGGCCUAUGCCGCCAGCCGCAUGCCCGCCUGCUACGCCGCGCUGGAGGCGGCGCUGGGUGAGGUGGCGGCACGGCGGCCAGGCUGGCGCCCGGCUGGCAUGCUGGACUUUGGGGCGGGCCCCGCCACCGCCGUCUGGGCCGCGCAGCAGGUCUGGCGGCAGCAGCCACUGGAUGCCCUGGCGGUGGAGCCUGCGGCAGCCAUGUCCUGGCUGGGGCAUGAGAUCCAGCAGCGCCAGCACAAGCAGUACGAGGCAGCGGUGCAGCAGGCGGCGACGGCGGCGCACGAUGCUGCUGGCGGCAGCAGUGAGGGGGGCCUGCACGAGCAGCAGCUGGGGCCUGCAGGGCCUGCCGAGGCAGCCGUGCCAGCAGCAGCGGGGAGGGAAGAGGAGGAUGCGGAGGGGCUGUCCGCGCCGCCGCCGCGGCUGCGGUGGAUGCACAAGCUGCCGCCGCGGUACCGGGCGGCCCAGGGCCGGCGGCGGCUGGUGGAAGAGCUCUGGGAGCGCACCGCGGCCGGGGGCGUGCUGGUGCUGGUGGAGCCGGGCACUCCUUCCGGGGCGGCGCACAUCCAGAGGGCGCGCACGCAGCUGCUGAAGGCGGCGGCGCGGCGGCGGCAGCAGCAGCAGCAGCAGGCGGAGGGGGCCCCACCAGAGGCGGCGGCGCACCGCACCCAGCUGCAGCGCAAUGCCAAGGCCGCUGCCGGCAUCCAGCCCCGCACCUACCAGGAUGAGCGGUACAGCUACGUUGCCCUCGCCAAGGCGCCACGGCCGGCGGCGCACGAGGAGGCUGCGCAGCCGAUGGUCGCGGGCGCCUUCAUGCCUGACCUGUCUGACCCGCAGGAUGCGCUGGUUCUGCCGGAACGCCUGGCGCCCCGCAAGGUGCAAGCCGAUGCGGUUCCCAUCAAGCUGUACGAUGAAAGUGGGGUAGAGGAGGAUGAAGAGUCGGACGAUUGGUGGGCUGAGGAGGGGGAGGAGGAGGGGGAAGAUGCAGAGGGCCGCAGCAGCAACGACGAGGAUAGCAGCAGCAGCAGUAGCAGCAGCGAGGACAGCAGCAGCAGCAGCGACAGCAGCUCAGAGAGCAGCAGCGAGAGUGACACCGAAGCUGAGGGAGAGGGAGAGGAGGAGGUGCGGCUUGAGGAGCUGCCUGGCACCAGCCACACCACACCUCUGCUGAAGCAGCGGCUGGCAGCGGGCCUGGCGGCGGCGGCGGGCCGGCAGCAGCUGGAGGGCGUGGAUGAGGCCACCCGCCGCCUGCUGCUGGAGUCUGUGCUGCAGGGCGGAGACGACGAUGACGAUGACGGCGCCGGCGCUGAGCUGGCGGUGCGCCUGCAGCACGAGCUGGCGGCGGCGGCGGCGCAUCGGCGCCAGGCAGCUGUAGAGGCUGGCGCCAGCCGGGGUGCCGACAGCGGCAGGGCGGCGGCGCCGGUGCUGGCGCCUGUGUCGGAGGCCACUGCCGACCUGCUGAUGGCGGGAGAGAGCGUGGACUGGGCGCGGCAGGAGCCGGAGGCGGUGGCGGCGGCGCUGCGUGCCAGCGGUGGCUGGUCCCGGGUGAUCCGCACGCCACGCAAGCGUAGCGGGCACGUCGUGCUGGACAUCUGCAGCGCGGCCGCGGUCCAGGCCGCCCCUGGCGACGGCAGCGGCGCUGGCGGCGUGCAGCAGCAGCAGCAGCAGCAGCAGCAGCAGCCGCAGCAGGCGGGCGGGGUGCUGCUCCGGCAGGUGGUCUCCAAGGCGGCGGCGCAGCGCGACGCGGGCGGCACAGCCGCCUACCGCCUGGCGCGCCGCAUGCGCUGGGGCGACCUCUGGCCGCAGCACUACCAGCAGCGGUUCAGGGCGGAGGAGGCGCCGGCGGGGAGCAGCGUCUGA
Messenger RNA from Chlorella variabilis, 2445 nucleotides. RefSeq lists its product as hypothetical. NCBI's taxonomy places the organism in Eukaryota, Viridiplantae, Chlorophyta, Trebouxiophyceae, Chlorellales, Chlorellaceae. Gene Ontology annotation, cellular component: mitochondrial small ribosomal subunit. Bases 1 to 2445 code for a protein of 814 amino acids. The record is from RefSeq and is a predicted model, not a curated record. Gene Ontology annotation, molecular function: methyltransferase activity; structural constituent of ribosome. Gene Ontology annotation, biological process: translation. The transcript is spliced from 7 exons.